This is a messenger RNA of Botrytis cinerea B05.10, 1254 nucleotides long. RefSeq lists its product as hypothetical. Bases 498 to 1004 code for a protein of 168 amino acids. The transcript is spliced from 2 exons. Lineage: Eukaryota; Fungi; Ascomycota; Leotiomycetes; Helotiales; Sclerotiniaceae. The record is from RefSeq and is a predicted model, not a curated record.
UUCCUUGCCCUUCCCUUCCCUGCUCUGUCGUUCAUUCAUUACGUUUCUUCCCUAGUUAUUGUAUUCAUCACAGAUUUAUUCUUACAGUCUCGUUAGAUUUUUUUGACUUCAGUAGAGCGAGCGAGAAUACCAAGGAAAUACCUCGAUACAACACCUUUAUUGUCGCCUAAUCACACAUCGUCAAUACCCUCUUGAUCUUGGGAUAGAGGGGUAGAGAAGCCAAACUUUCCAGUUACACAUAUCGCAAACAUCGAAAGAUCUGCCACAUCCCUUCAAUAUCCUCUCACAAAACGAGUGAAUAUACUGAACGCAUUCAGCUCCUGCUUGCACAACCCGAAAAUUCCCUCUUUUUGCUUCGUCAUUGGAUCCUGAUAUUGUAUAACGACGACACAUUUUCCAUUUUUGAGCACUUUAAGCCAAGAAGCGGUGCUUGAGUGCGUGGGGCUUCCAACACGAGUGGCCGCAAAGUUGCUUCUCCCUCCAUUCUCGACUUCAAGAUGACGUUUCUCUCGACGACUUAUCUCAUACCCGGCAUAUUGCUCAACCCCGCCUUCGUAUUACACCUCAUAAAUACCUUCAUUUCACAUCUCGUCCCACCUCCUUCGACAAUGUCAGCUUCUCCACAUCCGAUUUUCGAGAGUCUUGGCCCACUACCAGGUUCGCAAUGGGCACUUGAUAUGCAUGAGGAUGAUGCCUUGUGUUGGAGAUAUACAGCUGUCAUGGUGGUUAUACAAAUGUGGAUUUUUGGUCGGGUUAGUGGUAACAGGAUCUCGAUGAAAGAUGCCAAAGCAGUCAGAAUAGAAAGGGAACGAGCACGCAGAGAACGAAGUGCUAUUAUUGAGGCCGAGUCAACAUCUGCGAAAUUAUCAAAGGGGCUAGAUGGCAUUUGUGAAGCUGAGAAUGGUAGAUUGGGAAAGGCAGACCUUCUUGGACCACACGACGAAUUACUGGAAGCCAGUGAUGGGAAUACGACGGAAACGAGCGAAGAAGAGAUCAUUGUAUAAUGAUGAAAAAUUCUACGAACAUGACUGGUAUGGCGUUUUGGAAAGGGAUACAAUAGACGGAAAACUGCAAAACGAGGCACAGUUAUUGGAUUGGUAGAAAUGAUUGUUACGAUUCUUACGAUUCUUAUGACUGUCAUGACGGUUUGGUGUUGUUGUCUCUUCUGUUGAAGGGAUGAUGCAUUGAGGAGUUAAUUGGAGCUUAUACCUAAGAAUAAAGCAUACCCUAUCGCAUUCAAUUCAUAUCGUUAUA